Messenger RNA from Heterotrigona itama, 339 nucleotides. The record is from the annotation of a GenBank genome assembly. Lineage: Eukaryota; Metazoa; Arthropoda; Insecta; Hymenoptera; Apidae.
AUGGACGUCGGCGCAGAUAGCGGGCCGAAAAUGUACGACGAACGGUCUCCUUACGAUCGUUCUUACGUACGUAGCUCUUUACACAGGAUAGUGAAGGCAUCUUGGAAAGCGGUCACGUACGACAUUGUAAUCCCUAUCGCGUGUAUCGAAACACAUCCAACCACUUCACCCCCCGGGGAGAAGAGCAGAGAAGAAAGCUUCUAUGGGCUUCGUAACGGAUGGAGGGUGUGUUCAGCAGAUUUCGGAUGCCGCGUUAACUCAGCGGCUGCAAUUUCUCGAAAAGAAGCAGUCAGCAGUGGGGAGAGGCGAGACCGUGAAUGGGAAAGACCGUGCCGCACG